Messenger RNA from Enterobius vermicularis (human pinworm), 636 nucleotides. NCBI's taxonomy places the organism in Eukaryota, Metazoa, Nematoda, Chromadorea, Rhabditida, Oxyuridae. The record is from the annotation of a GenBank genome assembly.
AUGUCACUAGAAGAAGUGUUUUUUGGUUUGCGAUGUACCAGUGAUAAUAAAGCAUAUUUUAUGGAUCAGUCAUCUACAAACUUUAUCUUUAAUGAAGUUCAAAAACCAUUGAUAUGCAAUGAACGUAGUUGCUUUUUCGUGAAACGCGCAGAAAAUACACCGUUUGGAUAUUCGUAUGUGGCUCAAGGUGACUGUACAGGUAAAACAUUUAAAGGUGCAGUUUGCAAGAAGGAUUUUACUAAUAAACCAGUAACUUCUCGGAUUCACGCUGAACAAUAUUGUCGAGAGCGUAACGGUUAUAUAGCAGCAUUUUCUUCAGAAGCUGAAGAAGCGUUUAUCAAAAAAAGUUUAAAGAAAGGAAAGGGUAUGAUUCGUUUUCCACUUGGUAUCUUCAGAGAACAUGGUCGAUUGAUGUUAUUUGGACAGCAGAAUGCAAACUAUCUAAAUUCAAAGUUAGAAGAGUCUGGUUAUGUGAUCAGAGAAGGUUACUGCUACCAGAAGAAACUUUUGUUUGUUGAUGGGUUUUUAAUGCUCGAUACAUUUGAUUAUCAUCCAUGCCUUGGCGAGAGACUGCCAUUGACUGAUGUCGUCUGUAAAUCUGAAGACGUUGUUCAGGCAAUAGAGGUGAACUGGUAG